Messenger RNA from Cydia pomonella (codling moth), 6743 nucleotides. RefSeq lists its product as uncharacterized. The coding region runs from base 903 to 1616 and encodes 237 amino acids. The record is from RefSeq and is a predicted model, not a curated record. The transcript has 8 exons. Lineage: Eukaryota; Metazoa; Arthropoda; Insecta; Lepidoptera; Tortricidae.
UUAUCACUCUUCCAUAUAAGUGCCGCAGAGAUAUAUUAGCAUUUCGUUCGCUACGGCGCAAACGAUUGGCAUGUUGGCUAGUUGGAUUUUUCAAUUCUUUGUCUGAUAGAAUAGGUACCUUAAUAAUUAAUAAUGAUCACAUACAUAACAUAAGGCCAACCUUUAAUUUUUGAACACGUUUGGUUUUUUGACAAAAGAGCCCAAAACUCUGUAGGUGUUUGGCAUAUCCAUUAAACAUGCGCAACUUUUUAUCAGCGAUUUAUUAUCAGUGCGGUUAUAUAACCGACCAGUACUCCUUCUCCCUCACACGCGCGUAUUGCGAGCGAGAUGCGUACGGGCUCGAGUGAGACGCAACAUGUUGCAUUAAAUUUCGAUCCUAUUCUGUAAUACGUUUUGUCCAAUCGCGUCGAAUCUUCCCGUGUUCCGGUUCUUUGUCAUCAAUGGGUCGCCGGGCGAGUCCAUUUCGAGUGCCUCUUAUAGUUCUUUUACGCGAUAUCUUAGUUGAAUGUGGAAAGAGGAAACGCUCCGGCGGCCUCCGCAAGUAAUAAACCGACCGCUCGAUAACGCAUUCGCGUCGGAAGCGAAGUAUUUAGCGCGAUAGUCUUUAGGCCCUUUCGGCAUUAAUGAGUCGUGCCCACUUCAGCUGACUGCGUCGUACGCGAAGCUACUCUACCUACUCCAGUAGUAGUUCGGCGAUUGAGCCAGGCGGUCGGGUUGUGCGCGCACCCGAGCAAAGCGGAUAUGUCGUUGAUGGUUAAAAUGUUUAUAGAACGUUUCCCAUAGGCGUGUCGGUAUUUCGUUGGUUACAGAGGCGUGAAGUCGUGAAGUGCUCUGCAGAGGCAGCGAAACGCCGAGCCGGCGAGCGACUGUAGCGAGUGCGGGACAAGGCCCGAGGCUCAAUAAUGCUCAAAUUUCUGACCCACAAGUUGCGAACGCAUUCGUUGAAUGAAGAGAACGUUUCCGAGAAGGUCGAGGAGCGGGACUCCGGCACCGAAUCGGAUGACGAGGCCGACCGCGGCGACACCGGUGAUUAUUGUACCGACGUCAUCAUGAAGUGGAACGAUGUGACAGAUAUCAGUAUGGGCGGAGAGGCAUGUGCGUGUGCGCCGACGCCUCGCGCGCUGCCAGACCCCGAGCCAGAUCAGCUCUACGAUCACCACUCUUCAGAAGAAGAGCUAGAGGUCAUAAACGGGGCGCCGUGCGGAGCCACGACGGAGUCGCGGCGGCGUGGCGCGUCCUCGCCGCCGCCCGCGGCGCCUGAGAAGCGCAAGUGGCCCGCGCAACCCUACGACGCGGACGAGCCUGCGCGCGCGCCCAGCUCCGACGACGACGACACAAAGGUGGAGACGCCGGUCAGGUUCCGCACGUCUCCGCCGCUGGAGGCGCUGAAGCCGCGGCGCACAGGCGCGGGCGCGGGAUGUGCGUGUGCGGCGCGCGCGCCCGGCUCGCCGCGGCGGCGCCGGGCCGCGCUGCCGCCGCCCCGCAGGCACCGUCCCGCGCUAGACUUUGAUAAGAUGCAGCAGCUUAAAGUGGCCGGCGUGCGCUCAUGGCGCGGCGUGGGCUCGCACGCGCAUGCUCACGCGCAUGGCGGCGAGCUUUCCGUCUUCUGCUGGUGAUAGCGCGCAGUGAGCCGUGCCCCCCGGCCGCCCCGCGGCGGCGGCGGCGGCGGUGGCCGCCCGGAGCCGCUGCCGGGCCCGCAGCCGGCCCUAGAUAUCCCAGCACCGUUCCAUAUCAUUGAUAACUGUACACGACAUUUUGAUCUUUUUAUUGCUGACGUUCCUUUUGCACUCAAUAAUGAUACAGUACAAAAUAACGAAAGACUUUAAUAUUGUAACGCUUGUAUGUACUAGACGGGCGGGGCGGAUCCGACGCGACGCGGGUGCGCUGGGCGAACCGUUUGCCAUUUUAUACCGCGCGCCGCUUGGUACGGCUGCAGUUCUUUUCUAUUUCUUUACAUAUACCUAAGACUCGUGUUUCACAUAGGUGAACAUACAACAAGUGUUACUUCGAAUCGUACGUUUCUACUACAUUACGUUUUUGGGGGUAGAGGUGUUUAGAUACGUGUCGUAACUGUUCGACAUGACUUACAAGUUGUGCCGUUAUUGAGUCUCGAAUAAUCCUAUUUCUCAAAGAGAAAUACGAUGCUUCCUGUGGCAUGCUUUGGUCGUGUAAAUACAAGUUGUUAGACUAUACGUGUUGGGGCAUUAACAUUUUAGUUGAUGAUAGUAAGAGUACCUACUUUGAUCCUAAUUUCGUGUAUUUAUGUAGAGUCAUGCGUCGCGUCGGAUCCGGUGGCGCCUCUUACAGAUAUAUCGUAUGUACGACCGUCACAUUAAGUAGUAUUUUUGAGAUAUAUACUGUUUUUGAACGUUGUGUUGACACUGUUACAAUGAUUUGAACGUUUGUAUUAGACGCGGUGACACUAUAAAAUAAUAUGUAGGUCACAGUCAUGUUGUCGUUGAGAUUCAAGAUGGCGAAGACGUCUCGAGAAUAUUUUUUUAUGUUUUGCUCAUUCAUGUUGUUUAAUUUAAAGUGUAAUAUUGAUAGCUUAUUAUUCAGUGAACUAUCGUGGAAGUGUGCAGCUAAUGAAAAACUAAUCUUGAAACGCGUUUAACCAUGUUUCAUCAACACACGGUAAUCUAUCGUGGCUUUUAGCAAAUCCUUCUAUCUCUUUACUAAAAACAACCACUGAACAACGUCAUGCUCUACGUCUACGAGCACACUUAAAACUUACGACGAAACUUGACAUUGGCAAAAUCAUCAUAGAUUUGAUGGAAGCCAUAUUUUAAAAGAAUAAGAAGGUCACAGUCAUAUCUGAUCAAUAUGCUGCUUACCUUAUACAUAGCUCGUAUUAUUUGUACCCGAAGUUACAUUAUGAGUAUUAGGAGACGGCUUAUUAAGUGAAGAUGUCAACCAUUAUUUCCUUAGUGACAUUAUAAAAUUCUCGUAUUAAAUCAGACUUUGCAGCAUCUUAAUUUAUAUCCUAUACGAUACGCUAUAUGUAGACGCGGAACAUAUCGGUAGGCUUAGCACAGGAGCGCCACGACAGUAUCCCGCCCGCGAGAUAUUUUCGCGGCGCUCCUGUGCUAAGCCUACAGUCGUUGUUAUGACUCUGUUGUAGACAGUAUCUCUAACUACUAACUCUAGUAUAUCUAUCGUGUAUUCAAACUUGUUUACGUGCAUUGCACAAUUAAUGAAUUUGUACUUUUGAGUAGGGCCAUAUUACAAUAAUAUAGCUUCUGUGCUUACAUAUGAUCUUAUAAUGCCACCGAAUAGACUGGAUCUUCCGCGCGAGACUAUUACAAAGAUUUAUUUAAUUUUUAAUUUAGCGAUGCCAUUGCUAGCUACAUCCAAAAAAUAUUUUUGUUACGAGUUGUGAUAGAAUGGUAUCUCGGGACUGAAGAGUCUGUCAGUUAAACUACGGCUGUUCCUCUGAUUUACAAGACAGACCAUACCUGAAGUUAUCACGGUAAUAAAGUACAUUUUAUUGUUUAAAUUAGAUGGACAGCCGUUUUUUUAAUUAAGGACCCUUAAAUUUUUAAUGAUUUGAUCUCGAGCCACGGCCUAAUCUUCGCUCGCAGCGGAUAUCUUUUCUGCUUGACGCGGGUGACGCGCGUGGCUCCUACAUAGAUUUUAUAAUAUUUUAAUCAAAAUAAAAUGUCAAUUGUAUGGGAGGACGAGUUUGCGCCAAAUCGUUUAGGGCCAUUUUCAGAACCUAAUUAAAUAAAUGACUGGGCUCUUAUAAAAUAUUGUUCAAUAGGUACUUAUCUAUCACGUAAACGGAACUUAAUCACGUAAUAAUAAAUUUAUUAAUAUUUUCAACGAACAACCCUAGCGCGAAAGAAAAUCAUCAAGACCAAUUAGACCGGAAAUCCGUACAGUAGUAGAAAGUGGUUGGAACAACCCGCGCAGCUAGAACAUGCUGAUAGUACCGACAUAAUCUAGCUGCAACUUGGUACAAUUCGCAAGUUCGCCUGCGACCAAGAGCGCAAUUUCAAGCUCUGGAAAAAGUAAGUACCUACGCGCGAUUAUGUUCCGUUAAAAAGUACGAAAAUCGUUACAGGUUAUAGUAUACAUUUUCAGGUACUUGACAUUUAUCAGUUAACCAAGCAAAUUGAAAACUGCCUGGAUCUAUUCCUAAUCGUUCUGGUAUGAACCGAUUUCGUUUAAUCGUGUAAUGUUUUCAUCUACCCUCACAUGGCUAAAUAUUCCGUCUCGUUUUAGGUUCUUUACUAGGGCGAAGUAAUAGCAAAUAUUACAAAACUAAAUUACUAUUGAUUAAUCAAAUCAUCCCGAUAUAUUCCUAUAACCAAAUAGCACGAUUAUACAUAUAACAGCUUUGUUGUUACGUUGAGUAAGUAAUAUAUCGUAGUAAAACUUCUGUAAGUUUUGACACAUGGAGUUAAAUUGACAUUAAGAGUAUUCUUGCUCCAUCAAAUACCUUAUUUUGUUAAAUACCUAAAGAAAUAGACUAUAUCAAAAAUUGGAGUGCUUACCUAUAGCAACGGGGCAGUAUGAGCCAGGCGCAAGCUCGUCGUACAAGUUAUGUCGGUUGUAUUGUAUUCUAGUUGUAUAUUAUAGUAGUUUUAUUUAGCAGGGCUAAACUUUUCGUUACUCGUUGUGUUGAACGGGAUUAAAAUGGUGCAAGUGGAUUCAGUGAACUUAACGAUAAAGACAAUUUAACAAAUUAAUACCUACGAUUAAAAUAAAGUACUAAGACUUUUUUAAAAUCGCUUGGAAGAAGAUUGUAUGUAUAGAUGUAAGGUAGAAUAAGCAUACAUAGAUGUAGUAGGUAUAACAAAUUUUAAGGCAGAAGCCAGCUCUUGAAUUUAACUUUUUGUGUUGUUUAAUCGCGCAUUACUGACAAUAUUUGUUACGAUGCCUCUUUCGUUCGGAAUGGUGCUUCCACGGAGGCGUGAGCCAGUGCCGCAUGCGACAUUUAUAAGUUUUUUGUGUUGUUUUUUUAGUCCAUCGCAAUUUAUGAUUGACUCUAGCAUCUCCUACAGGUAGACUUCGACUUGAUAAAAUGACACAUAUGUGAUGUGCGUACCACAUACUUCAAAUUUUAUAUUAAAGGAAAAAUUGAAAAAAACCUAUUACCUAUUUUAAAAUAACCAUAUAGUAACCACGUCACUAUGAUUAGUUUGUCGCGGUAAUUAUUAAUUUUGAUUGUCGAGACUUGUAAUUACUUUUGUUAUGAAAAAUAAACAAACAGAAAUUACAAAUCUCGUAACUAUGUUUACGAAGUAUCUCAAGCUAGUACACUUGCUGCCAAGCUUUACCUAAUGGGAAUUUUAAUGUUCCACUGAUGCUCGGCGCUCGAUUUUAGCUUUAGAUACCUUCUAAGCUGUCAUUAUAUUAUAUAUGAAUAGAUAUAAUAACGCCUGCGGCAUUGCCACCGUUGUAGCACCAUGUUGUGCCGCAUGAGCCUUAGCGCAGAAGCCCUACCGUGGGCCCUUUUAGUUAUGUCAUUUAAUUCAAGAAUUUAAAGGCGUCUGGUCGUGAACUUAGUGUAACGUACAUAAGUUAUCCGUGAUGACAAUUUUGCUGCAAGUGGUUUCAAACAUCAACCUACACACUUGUCUUUAAAAUAUGUGGGAAACAAAUGUCGAGAAUACUUUGUCAACUUUUUUUUAAAUUAUCUGUACACCCUUAACGCCUUCAAAAUGCAAUGAUGUAGAUGCAUAGGGUACGGUACGUGGGACGAGAGAAAUAAAAUUUUCCCCUGAUAUCAUGCCAUUUUUAGAGAAAUAGGGGAACAUUUAGCUAUAGGUCUGCGGUGAUGUUACAUCCGGAUGGCUUUGUGUCGAAAGUUCAGUUUCCGGUAUUAAUCAAUCAGUCAUGAAGAACUGCGGUGGCAGCAUGGUUCCAUUUUUAUCACUUGUCACUAUGCCCGUCACUUUCGCACUUACUUACUUGUUAGAACGUGACAGGCAGGUGGAUUUUAUGAUACGGUGUACGAUGUGUUAAUUAACAUAACAUUUGUACCCAUUCCGAGACUGUCAUUAAUAUCGGAAACCUUGUUUGUACCAAUCAUGUGAUGAGUAAAGUAGAUUUUGUAUGGAUAUUGAUGGACUGUGUAUUUUUUGUUCAAGUUCAUUUAAAAUAAUUAUAAUUAUCGUUGCCUGAUAACUCUAAAAAUGUCCCAGAGUAACCACCUGUUCUAGUUUUUCAGAUGUUAUAGUGCAAAAUAAAGGUGUAUUACCAUUUGUCCCUACCGGCCACAGAUAAUGAAUCAUUCCCAUCUGUCGCCGCCUCAUGUAUGGCGGCAGGAACAAAUGGGAAUACACUAAAACAACCAGUACUUAGUUUAUAUAAUUAUUCAGUACUUAUUUACUUACCCCUAAUUAUCAAUCUGCUGAUAAAUUACUUACUGUAUAAUUUUGCUACGAAGUGCUACGCCGUAGACAGUAUUUGUCGGUAUAUAGCGAAGACUGUUUGGUAGAGCUAAUCAAUUUACGGGUGGACACCCUGGGCUUCACUCAUAUUGAAAAAGAAUUUAAAACCUCUGUAAUAAAAAUAAUAUCAGGUACCGGUACAUAUCUACUAUGGUUUUCUUAAUUUUGAACCUUAAGUUUAUAACAAUAAAGGUUUUCAUAGAGGAAGGUUCAUGUUUUCAAGCUUGGUCUACCGGGCAGUCCGUGGGGCCCGCGGAGCAAUCAGUGAUAUUUUACAAUAAAUUAUUUUGUUUUUAUAUAUUGAAUUAACAAGCGUAAUAAAGAGUGAGCAAUGGCACAUCUUAA